Molecule: messenger RNA, 2283 nt
Organism: Elgaria multicarinata webbii
Lineage: Eukaryota; Metazoa; Chordata; Lepidosauria; Squamata; Anguidae
Exons: 2
Coding region: 602-2032 (476 amino acids)
Source: RefSeq, a predicted model, not a curated record
GUUUAAAAACUAGAUCGCCCUCUUUCUCCUUCCCUCCCUCCCUCCCUCCAUCUUGGAAGUUGUAGUUGCGCUCGGGGAGAUGCAGGGAGGAUUUCUGAUGCAGCCAAACAGAGGAAAAGGGUCGGAGGGAUCUUCUAAGUAAAGCAGAUCUUGAAGGGUUCCUGUAUGACUCUUCAAGAGUCGCGAUAGACUGCUUUACAGAUACCUAUAUGAAAACAUCGAGCCCAUGGGAUGCACCGAGAUUUCCCUGCUGUGGCAUGUAGACUGCUUUGACUAGAGGGCACAGUAUUCAGGCCCCGUCAGCGCAGACGUGAAAGCGUCGGCACGAGGGAGAAUUGAGAGCCGCCCUAAUUUCACAGCUCCAGUGAAACAGCAGUAGUCUUGGGAAGCCAUGGGGUGAAAUGGGAUAGAUCAACGGUAACUAUCCCUUUAUGGCUGUUAAUGCCAGGGAGGUCAGAGGGGCCAAGUAGGCAGAGGAAACGUAUCUGCUGUCCAGUUCUUUAGCACCCUUCCCUCCUCUCCCUGUUCCUCCACACCUCCCCCCACCCACAGCUGGUGUCCGUUUGCUCCACCUCCACCCAAAGCUGUCUGAGAAGCAAGUAUGGCUGACCAUGCUGCCGUUGUGGCGGCCAUGUGCACGAGCCUACAGUGCAUCAUCGAGUAUCGCGACUCUGCGGAGGAGCUGUUCCAGGGGCGUUUGAGGUGCCGUACGGCAGCCGUCGAAGCCUUGGAGCAACACCUCAAAACAGUUGGAGCGGCGGAGGAGGCGGUGGUGCGCUUAGAAAGAGACCGGCUCCGGGACCACAUGCGGAGCCUGACGCGGAUGCGCCGGAGAAUAUCCGCCGCGGUCAAGCAGGCCCGAGAGGCUGUUGCGGCCAUUGUGAUGGCCGAGCACCUCAACACGGACCUGUGCCUGACGCGCCGCUGGUCGCUGCCCCGCACCGAAGCCGUGUGGGCCUCCAUGAUCGAGCUAGACGAUUGGGACGACGCGCGUUUCCGCGGGAGUUUCCGGAUGUCACGGAAGACGUUUGACACCAUCGCUGACGAAAUUAGCCCGAUCAUCCAGAAGCAAAAUACGGUCAUGCGCCGGGCUGUCCCGGUCAAAAAGAGGCUAGCGCUGACGCUGUACAAAUUGGCGUUCAACUUGGGCUACCUUCCGCUCAGUACCACCUUCGGCGUCGGGAAAUCGACAGCCUGUGAAAUCUUCAGAGAAACGGUGCGAGCCCUGAACAAACUGUAUCUAGCUGAUGUCAUCAAGGUGGGUGAUGAGAAAAACAACAUCCAAGGCUUCUGUGAGCUUGGAUUCCCUCACGUAGGGGGUGCCCUCGACUCAUCGUAUGUAAGAAUCCUUGCACCGGAGGGGAGGGGACCAGAGUACUACAACCGGAAGUGCUUCUACAGCAUGGGUUUGCAGGCAGUGGUAGAUGCAAAUGGCAGGUUCAUGGAUGUGUACGCUUGCAUUUCUGGAAAAACUCCUGACGCGGCUAUGUUUUGGAAUUCACCGGUGGCAGAUAAGCUGGCCACAGGCACGUUCUUCACUGCCCCUCCCGAAACAGUUAACGGAGUCCCAGUGUCCCCUCUCAUCCUGGGCGACCCAGCUCUUUCGCUUCGACCUUGGCUCAUGGCACCGUACCGCGUUCCGCGAACGCCCAAAGAAAAAAACUUCAACUACUACCACAACAGGGCCAGACUCCCGGUGGAGAGAGCGUUUGGGCGACUGAAGUCACGGUGGUGCUCCCUUUACACGGUUCUGGAUGUCGAGGAAGACCUUGUGCCAGAUGUUAUCAUCGUGUGCUGCAUCCUUCACAACAUCUGCGAAUCGAGGGGGGACGUGAUCUUGGAAGAGAACCCUGACCUUCCUGGGCCGGAGGCUGAGAACGACGCCGUCCCCAUCGACCCCCAGAGGCCGCAGCCUGCCCCACCCCCGCUGAGUCCGUGCUCAGAAGCAGCAUUGCGUCGUGAAACGCGUGCGAUACGAGCAGCUAUAGCGGACUUCAUCUGGGACCAUUACCCACACGUUAUCCGUAGCUAAGUACCGUGUGUUACUGUGCAUGGCCAUGUAGGUGCUUUAUUUCCCCCACUCACCCAAAUGAAAUGCUUGCCUGUCUCCUCUAUGACCCAAAUAACCUUUUAGUAAAAUGUAUUGUGUAAUCCAUGUCAGAUGUGUUUUUUUGUCAAGAACAUAUGAGGGGAGCCUGUGUCUGCAAGAUCUUCAAAAGAGAAAAGUAACAGACAGAGCGGGAGGUUGUGGUGGGUUUGAAGACAGAAAACAUUGUAUCUUUG